ACAGACAGACAAAACGCCAGUUCCUCUAUUCUUGCGUCAAAAUCGAUAGUUAACUACAAUUGCCGUACAAUCGAGAGCUCCAAUAGCGAACUACGAGAGCGCCUGUAUGUCAGUGCCGAGUAUUGGACUCAACCACCACUUGGCUGCCUGUGCUCUCACCUAUCACUCCAUUCGGCACUCACUGUCAUUGAAAGGGAAAGCACUGGGAGUCUAGAAGUUGGAGAAUAUUAUGGCUCACCCUGUGUUAUGCCUACUGAGUGGCACUGGAGGCUCAAGAAUCGACUGAUCAUACAUUCGCAUGACUACAGCACUCAUCGAAAGGUGGUGUCACUCGUGAGGCCGAGCGGUGGUUGCGUUGAGCGCAUACAGCAGUGCCUGAAAGCUCCUGUAGCUCUAAGAGUAGGGGCCAGUGAUCCCAGUGCUCUCACGCGAGUGGAGAAAAUCAUCGGUGUUUUCGAGUAUAAUAAUAAGUGGUUCUCUCCUGACUUCGAGGGUUCACUACACACCGCUAACCACUGGCGCACCGGUAGGUCGACCACCGCCUCUCUCUCGCAUAGCUAA
Oppiella nova is the source of this 561-nucleotide messenger RNA. Lineage: Eukaryota; Metazoa; Arthropoda; Arachnida; Sarcoptiformes; Oppiidae. The record is from the annotation of a GenBank genome assembly.